AUGACUCAUACAUUUUUUUGGUCAAGUCAAAACCGUGAGAAGAGUAUUUCAUUAGCGAACUCAAAUGAUUCACAAAUACAAUCAGUUCUGUUUGAAAUUGAAAUAUCAAAACGUACUACAGUUUCAAAAGCAUUCGUCACUUUUACCAAUUUAGAUAAUUUAGAAGAAAAUACAGAGACUUUAUUCAUGUUUGGUACUAUAUUUUAUUUGUCAAGUGUUUCAUACGUUGAGGAAGAUAAAUUGUGGAUGAUCAAAUUAAUAUUGUGCGAUGAUCGAAAUGAUGAUAUUAAAGCAGUAUUGAAAGAAGUAGCAGGCCAUUUGCAAGAGAAUAUUGAACGUCUUGGUUUCAACGGUGAUCGGUAUAAUGAAACCUCUUAUAACAACGUAUAUCAAGCAAAUCAAUCGUUGACAAAUGUAACUGAUGUUGAUCUACCAGAAAUUCCACUUCCAUCUUUGUACUCAUCAAAGCGUCAAGGACCUAUUACAAUAUUAGAAAGUUUUCCAUUAACGACAAAGGAUGAAAACAUGUUACACAUAACCCCUUCCAUCGACACUAUUGCAUCGAUGGAUGCUGCAUUCGAACUUUCCUUGGACACACCCCAAAAUCGUGUACGAUGGAGAAUUUAUAUUCUUUGGUGUCAAACUGAUAUACGUAAUAAUGCUCAAAGUUAUUGGAAGUUUCGAAUUCAGCUAGAGAAACUUCAUUUGAAUGUACGAUAUUUUGAUACGAUAGACGAAACUGUUCAAGAAAUUAGUAGAUCUAAGAAUGAAUUAUACUUUUUAAUUACCUCAGAUGGAUUAGCUGACUUUUUGAUCUCACAAGUUCAUGAUCAUCCUCGUGUAUUCUAUUUAUAUAUUUUAUCAGAAUUUACAGUAGACAAGAACACAUCAAACUUAUUAUCAAACUAUGAAAAAAUUCGAAUAAUAACUGACAAUCAACAAACAAUAUAUAAUCAAAUUGCUUCUGACUUGAACAAUACCGUUGAAAGUCUUCUGCAGCAUUCUAACGAAAUCGAUGAUGACAGUAGUUUUAAUCAAAUCAGUUUCAAUGUUGAUGAAGAUUUUACACCAAUAGCAAUUAUUGACAGCGACUAUCGACCAGGAAAUUUAUUUCGUGAUGUAUCUUAUGAUGAAUCUGUUUUUAUGGGGUUUCAAUUACUUAUCAAGAUAAUCUAUUGUUUAGAGUUGACAGAUGAAGAUAAACAUGAUAUGAUUCAAUAUUGUCGUAGUAAAUGUGAUAACAACAAAAGUGAGUGA
Rotaria sordida is the source of this 1257-nucleotide messenger RNA. Lineage: Eukaryota; Metazoa; Rotifera; Eurotatoria; Philodinida; Philodinidae. The record is from the annotation of a GenBank genome assembly.